Molecule: messenger RNA, 2170 nt
Organism: Hemicordylus capensis (graceful crag lizard)
Lineage: Eukaryota; Metazoa; Chordata; Lepidosauria; Squamata; Cordylidae
Gene: DNAJC21
Product: DnaJ heat shock protein family (Hsp40) member C21
Exons: 12
Coding region: 182-1795 (537 amino acids)
Cellular component (GO): cytoplasm
Molecular function (GO): nucleic acid binding; zinc ion binding
Source: RefSeq, a predicted model, not a curated record
CUUAGACUCCUGUAUGGCUGCUCGGCUCCUUCCGGUCCCUCCUCUCCCCUUACCGGCUGUCGUUGCUGGUGUCCCCAACACGCGGGUGCCAGCCAGCCGAGGGAGGCUGUGCCAGGUCGGGUCGGGAGCUCUUACUGCUUUCCUUCCUGCCCAGUGGUGCUGAGUUCCGAAGACUCCUAGGAUGAAGUGUCACUACGAAGUACUGGGCGUGAAGCGCGAAGCGUCCGAUGAAGAACUCAAGCGAGCCUACCGGAGGCUGGCACUACGUUGGCAUCCAGACAAGAAUCUAGAAAAAGCUGAAGAAGCAGCAGAACAGUUCAAGUUGAUCCAAGCUGCCUAUGAUGUACUCAGUGAUCCCCAAGAACGGGCAUGGUAUGACAAUCACAGGGAAGCGCUGCUGAAAGGGGGCGUUGAUGGAGAGUAUCAAGAUGACAGCCUGGAUGUGCUGCACUAUUUCACUGCUACUUGUUAUUCUGGCUUUGGAGAUGACGAAAAGGGGUUCUAUGCAGUGUAUCGCCAUGUCUUUGAAAUGCUUGCAAAGGAGGAAAUGGAAUCCAUGCCAGAGGAAGAUGCUGAAGAAUUUCCAAGUUUUGGAGACUCUCAGAGCGACUACAAUACCGUAGUCCAUUCUUUUUAUGCCUACUGGCAGAGUUUCUGCACUCGGAAGAACUUUGCCUGGAAAGAGGAGUACGACACACGCCAGGCAUCGAACCGCUGGGAGAAACGAGCGAUGGAAAAAGAGAACAAGAAAACUCGCGAAAAGGCGAGGAAAGAACGCAACGAGCUAGUCCGUGAACUGGUGGCCUUUAUCCGGAAAAGGGACAAGCGAGUGCAGGCCCACAGGAAGCUUCUGGAAGAACAGAACGCCGCGAAAGCCAAGAAAGCGGAGGAGCUUCGACGGCAGCAGAAACUGAAACAAGCCAAACUGGCUGAGCAGUAUAAGGAGCAGAGCUGGAUCACCAUGUCUGAUCUGGAGCGAGAGCUACAGCAGAUGGAAGCCCAGUAUGAGGAGGAGUUUGGAGACGGGUCUGAUGAUGAGGAAGAGGAAAGGGAGUUUCAAGAGCUGAAAGAAAGACAAGAUGAUAAGUUAAGUGAAGAGGAUGGUGAUUUGGAAUUGUACGAUGAUCUAUACUGCCCUGCUUGUGAUAAAUCCUUUAAGACGGAGAAAGCCAUGAAGAACCACGAAAAAUCCAAGAAGCACCGUGAGAUGGUAGCCCUGUUGCGGCAAAAGCUGGAGGAAGAGGAGGAGGAAUUUUCUAACGCCACUGUUGAUGAGAAUGGGUUGAAUACUAAAGAGGAAGAGGAGACAGAAGAAAUACCCAAACAUAAGCUUUCAAAGAAGCAGAGAAAAAAACAAAAAAGGAUGAUGUCACAAGAUGACUCUUUCGGUGACAGAAGUACAGAGGAGCAAGCUGAUGAGGCAAGAGAGGCUGGCAAUGCCAAGCAGGACAGUGUUUCGACGGAAGAGUCAGAAGAUGUCAGCAAAAACUGCAGCCUGGAGGAUGCGAGUGCUGGAGAACCCACUGAAGAACCAAAAAUAGAGGUGAAAAGUAAUCCUAAACUCAAGGGGAAAAAACCAAAAGAUACAAAGAAAACAUCUGCAAGAAUUUCUUCAGAGCAUCAGACAACGGACGAUGUUCCCAUCCACUGCGUUACCUGUAAAUGUGAAUUUCAGUCACGGAAUAAACUGUUUGAACAUUUAAAAGCUACGGGCCACGCCAAAGCGGUGCAAGCGCCGGCCGUCAACGGAGCUGUGAGCAGUAGAAGCAAAAAAGAAAAACGCAGGAACAGAUAAGACUUUUGGUAUGUGUUAAAGGAACUGCUGGCUCACUGGAAGCAUUAACUUGAAAAGGCACCUUGCAAGCCCAAAGAUGCACAGGAUUUGUACCAUGAAUUAAACGGGAAUGAAAACUCCUGGGUCCUACAACCAAAAUACCAGCAAAGUGUUUCAACUUGCUAUUCAUAGCUGUGCGUGCUCACGUGUGUUUUUAAAUUGUUCCUUAAUCAUUUUGUUGUCCCCACUCACUUCAUUGGCUCUAAACUCUGCCACUUCUCUCCUGCCCCAGCACCCCCCUCCAAGCACAGAUAUUCAGAAAUUCCUACCUACCUACCUACACAGACUUGUAGAGAUACACAUGUACAGGAAGAAGAAAUAAAUUAUUUUAGUUUA